This is a messenger RNA of Punctularia strigosozonata HHB-11173 SS5, 1425 nucleotides long. RefSeq lists its product as uncharacterized. The transcript has 5 exons. The record is from RefSeq and is a predicted model, not a curated record. NCBI's taxonomy places the organism in Eukaryota, Fungi, Basidiomycota, Agaricomycetes, Corticiales, Punctulariaceae. Bases 1 to 1425 code for a protein of 474 amino acids.
AUGCAGCGCAUCGUCCGUUGGUCCCUGGCCGUUUCUGUCUUUCUCGCCGUGUCGUACACGCUCGCCUAUGUCCCGCGGUGGUACCGCAACGUCCAACGCUCGGGAAGACUCGACCCUCGGCCCGUCCGCUGGGAGGGAGGCCACCUCAAGUCGCCGCCGGAGCCGUCGUGGGACGCGGUCAGAAGAUGGGAGGACAACCUCCCGCAGCAUAAUCUGUCGCUGCCCUUCCCGGAAGGCCGGAACGGGCGUUACGUCAAGUUUUCUACGCAGCCCGGAGGCCUGGGGUGGAACAACGUCUUCACCGAACUGAUACUAUGUGCGCACCUCGCGUACGACUCGGGGCGUGCUUAUGUAUUCCGUGACUAUAGCUGGGCGAUCAACCAUUAUCCGUGGCCGAUCCCCGUGUGGAAAAAAGGCGAAGGCGCCGCCACACCCCGCACGCCGCUGAGCGCGCUGAUAUCCGGGCCGACCGCGGGCGGAAACUGGCCGGCGGGGGACGACGCUCCACGGUCGAUCAGCGAGCGCUGGUGGGAUACCGUCUGCGAAGACCCGAACGACGUCGAGAUCUUAUGGUCCGACGACGCAAAGCGGGACGUCGGGAACGCGCCGGGCGACGAGGUCCUCCGGCACUGGUCACGCCUCCUCCGCGAGUCGCCAAAAAAGUGCAUCGAUGUCCGUGCGGGGCCGUCGGGCAACGACGGGUUUCCACAGACCUUUGACCUCUGGCUCGUCGGCUCGUCGCGGAUGGUGCCCCUAUGGGACAUAUUCAAAGACUCGCCGACGUCGCGCCUGCUCGCUGCGUCCCCGAUCGUGGCAUCCGCCGUCACGCGGAACGAACAUCUCUUCCUCCCGCGCGGCCCGCGCGCGCGCGAAGGGUCCCCGGACCCGUUCGCGCGCAUGAUGGCCGUGCACAUGCGUCGAGGGGAUUACGAGGGCUCGUGCCGCCAUUUUGCGAAGUGGAGCUCGAGCUUCUACGGCUGGAACCAGCUGCCGGUCCUCCCCGACCCGCUCGUGACCGAGCCCGGGGGAGAAUCCGAGGCAAAUACGGCGAUCGUGAUGCGGAGGUGUUGGCCGACGGUCAAGCAGGCGCUGGAGAGGGUGAGGGAGGCGAGGGAGGCGUACGAGUGGGAUCGCGAUAGAGGCGAGGCGAGGCCGUUGGACGUAAUACAUGUGCUAUCUGAGGGAGACGGUGGGUGGUUAAGGGAUUUCCAGGACGGGUUGAGGGCGGAUGGCUGGGGCACCGUCAUCCUGUCCAAGGAUUUGGUGCUUGAUAGCGAGCAAACCGGGGUGGGUAUGGCGGUGGAUAUGGAGAUCGCAAGAAAGGCGGCAGUUUUCAUUGGGAAUGGGUGGUCUUCGUUCACUAGUAAUAUCAUCCAUAGGCGACUAGUAGAUGGUAGAGAGCCGAUAGCAAAUCGCUUUUGGUAG